AUGACUGACAUCUCCGUCAAACCGCACCGCAAGUCGGUCAGGUCCUCCAUCUCCAAGCAUGGCGACAGAAACAGACGCUCCUCGUUGCCCCAGGCGUUGGCCAUGAACCUCAAAACGUCCUCGGCAUCCCUAUCCUCAUCCUCCACCAUCUCGUCGCUCGCCAGCCGCAGACAGAGUGCCGAGCUGGCGUUGUUUCGCCGUCGCAACCUCGCAGACACCUGCGCAUUCUGUGGAGAGUCGUUGGCCCAUCUUCACCGCGAGCUGGUCGAGCUCUCGUGUGGCGACGUGUGCCAUGGCGAGUGCUUGGAUAUCAUGUUCGAUCGUGACUACCUCGAGCAGUGGCCUGUGUGCAACCUCUGUGGAGAAAGAACCAGAUGCGCAGACGAAAGCUCCACUGCGCACUCAAGCAUGCUCAUCCAUGAUGUCUUAUGGUUCGAAAAGCCGUUACCCGAGCCGCCAGCCGGCUCCAGUUUGAGCCUUGACCUCCUGGGGCCGUUCGAGCCCCCAGCUACCGUCUCUAGUCACCCAGUGACUCCAUUGAACCAGAUCAUUCCAGACACUCUUAAAGACCCCUUGCCAGACACCAUUAUGGUGGGAGGCCACCAGCUCGAGGUGGACCCUGCCGCAGCGCAUGUGCAUUACGACGAAAUGAGAAACGACAUCCUCCAGCCUAAAGUGGCGUGCUCGAAGAGCGCAUCUGUGCGCCUCCACAACGGUGCGUCCAGCCAAAAUUUGGCCUACCUGUUCACUGUAACCGCUCCUCGUGUGUAUAAGAACACCCAGCCCAGCCAGCACGAGCUCCAGGCCGUGCAAGAAAUCCGAAGACAAAUCAAAAAAUUCUUAUCCACGGAAAUCGUCAACUGGCAGCUGAAUUUCUUCGACGACGCCAUUGGCGACGACUUGAUCAUUUUCGACCACUUGCACGUCAGCACCAACGGCCACGACUGGGACGGAGUGUGCUGCUUCUUGUUUGAAAAUAUUCUCUUGCUUAUCGAUGGCCACAAAUUGAUCGGACAGGUGUUGAUCAACCAGGACGUCAGGUCGGUCAAAGCCACGCCAAACGGCGUGGUGCUCGAUUUGGGCGAUAACCCCGUCCCCCAAUUGCAUAUCCGUCACGAUAACCCCAUCGUGCUCUCCAAAUGGGAGACUAUGAUCCAGAAAUUAUUGGACCACAAGCCUAUUGCUUAUAUAAAUAUGUUCCAAUUAUCCUCCAACGCCUGGGGCUUGUUCAAGGACUGCUUGGACAUCCCGUUGGAGGUGGUGGAGUUUUCGCAUCUCAUGCAAAACAACCUCGAUAUUCCCAGCCCCAUGCUUCUCCAGGCAGUGCCAGAUCCUGACCCGUUACCUCUCAAUUUGAUUGUGUCCAUUCCUUUGAUCAACUUGGGCACCAACAUGUCCAAUGACGAGUACAAGACCCACAUCGUCACCAUGCUCAAAUCCAUCAAGGCAUCAUUGCGCCCAAUUGAUAAAAUGGGGCUCAUAUUCGUGGGCACCGAUAGCAGAAGAAAUCCCAACCGCUCAGGAGCAUUCAUUGGGUGUGUCGAGUCCAGCUGGGACGGCUGGGACAGGGUCAUAGAGGACAUCAAAGUGUCGGGAAACACCCGAGGAUCACAUACUCUUUUCGCCAAUGAAUUGCAAGAGCUCAAGAUCAGCAUUGAAAAAUGCAUGGAUUUAUUUCCCUUUAUUCCUACAGGGCCCAACAACAUCAACAAAUUUAUCAUCUUGAACUGCAACAAUUACCAGCAGUCCAUGCCACUGGACUCCGGCAUGGAGAAGACCCAGGCACUACUUUCCAGAAUGAUCAAUAGCUUGCUGGACAAGCUUUCGAUCUCGUUGGUCAGAAUAGGCCGCUACCACACCGAGGCCUGUAGCUACAUCCAGGACUUGAUUAGCAAGCCCAUUUCCGACUCGACCCACGUCAAGUACUCCUACGGAACCGAAAUCUUACGGUUCGAAGACUUUGAAGAAUUCAACCUGGAGUUGAAUUCCUUGAUUACAAACGAGUACCAGUCGAUCUGCAUUCCAAACAUGAACAUCGAAGUCCUUAAAGAUAUUGGCACCAAGUCCAUGGUGAAUUUCGACCUGAUCGAGGUCAAUGGCUACUUGGUACCUGUCACUGCAGACAGUGUGACCCUUCUGAUUAAGGAUGUCAAGCCAUCUACAGAGCGCACAAUUCUGGUCCAGGUUAAAUUGAACAUAGGAGUAGGCCAAUUGGAGGAUACUUUCGGUCCUAUUCUGUGCCUCCAAGAGCUCCCAAUUAUUCGGUGGCAAGCCAAAUGGCUAGGGGAUUCCAAUUGCUCUGGAAGCGUUGGAUCCAAGAUUUCACAAGCCCGUGGUUAA
Molecule: messenger RNA, 2340 nt
Organism: Suhomyces tanzawaensis NRRL Y-17324
Lineage: Eukaryota; Fungi; Ascomycota; Pichiomycetes; Serinales; Debaryomycetaceae
Gene: FAR1
Product: cyclin-dependent protein serine/threonine kinase inhibiting protein
Exons: 1
Coding region: 1-2340 (779 amino acids)
Source: RefSeq, a predicted model, not a curated record